Echinococcus granulosus is the source of this 543-nucleotide messenger RNA. RefSeq lists its product as hypothetical. The transcript has 3 exons. The coding region runs from base 1 to 543 and encodes 180 amino acids. NCBI's taxonomy places the organism in Eukaryota, Metazoa, Platyhelminthes, Cestoda, Cyclophyllidea, Taeniidae. The record is from RefSeq and is a predicted model, not a curated record.
AUGAGUUGGGCCGCCAGGUGGUGCGACCCGCGUUGCCAAGUUUCAUCAAUUGUGGUUGUAUGUGGAAGUGGUCUUGAUCCUCUCGACCCCUGUCUAGGUGUCUUUAUCGAGGCACAAUGUGGAUGUAAGUGGAGAGGAGAACUGUCACUUGCCAUCUCCAUGUUUCAUGAAUGUCUGGUGCCAAGGCAAGGCGGACACAUCCGAGGUGGUGGAUCUCAGACGCAACCACUCGACCUUCAGCAAGUGUGCUCUUGUAUCUGCAGUUGUGUCCGGGUGCACACACAAAGCGUAGCCUUCAUGGGAUGCGGUGGGAUAGUGGGCGAAGCUGUUGAUGACGACCGAUGCAAGUACUCGGACCCGUUGAGGUUGGAGCUCUGUACUCGCUACUCCAAAGAGGAGGAAGGAUGGAAGGCUUGUUUAAUUGGUGCAUUUUACCUCACGGACUCUCGGGUCCUCCUUAACAGUACUCCUUACAGCCUCACAGUUCUUCUACAAGUCAAAAAUUCGUCUUCUUCUGACUCCGCAUCCUCUUGUAUCAGUUGA